This is a messenger RNA of Tachysurus vachellii, 1947 nucleotides long. It is a transcript of the gene hibadhb, whose product is annotated as 3-hydroxyisobutyrate dehydrogenase b. Gene Ontology annotation, biological process: L-valine catabolic process. Gene Ontology annotation, cellular component: mitochondrion. The coding region runs from base 82 to 1071 and encodes 329 amino acids. The transcript is spliced from 8 exons. Gene Ontology annotation, molecular function: NAD binding; NADP binding; 3-hydroxyisobutyrate dehydrogenase activity. The record is from RefSeq and is a predicted model, not a curated record. Lineage: Eukaryota; Metazoa; Chordata; Actinopteri; Siluriformes; Bagridae.
AACGCUGUAUGGUCAGAGGUUGCAUCAUUCAUUUGCCGUCCAAUGCAGGCGCUGUGAGUCGGAGGGCAGCAGUAAGGCAGUAUGGCGGCUCUGUUAAGGGGCUCUCGGAAAAGUCUUUUAGGAAAGUGGCAUAAUCAUGUCGCUUCGGUUCAGGUCUGCAGAUCUAUGGCCUCCAAGACCCAGGUGGGCUUCAUUGGCUUGGGGAACAUGGGAAACCCAAUGGCCAAGAACCUGAUCAAACACGGCUACCCUGUGAUUGCUACAGAUGUUUUCCCAGAGUCUUGCAAAGAACUACAGGAGCUGGGGGCUCAAAUCUUGGACACACCUGCAGAUGUGGCAGACAAAGCAGACCGCAUCAUCACGAUGCUGCCGUCAAGCCCUAAUGUUAUUGAUGUGUACACGGGUCAAAAUGGAAUUCUUAAGAAGGUGAAGAAAGGCUCUCUACUCAUUGACUCCAGUACCAUUGAUCCUGCUGUAUCCAAGGAAAUGGCUGUUGCUUCCGAGAAAAUGGGUGCUGUUUUUAUGGAUGCUCCGGUAUCUGGAGGUGUUGGAGCCGCCACUUCUGGUAAGCUGACCUUCAUGGUGGGAGGAGUGGAGGAGGAAUUCACAGCAGUGAAAGAGUUACUAAGCUGCAUGGGAGCCAAUGUAGUUUACUGCGGUCAGGUUGGCACAGGACAGGCAGCUAAGAUCUGUAACAACAUGCUGUUGGCAAUAGGAAUGAUUGGCACUGCCGAGACCAUGAACUUGGGCAUCAGGCUGGGGCUCGAUCCCAAGCUUCUGGCAAAAAUACUCAACAUGAGCUCAGGCCGCUGCUGGUCCAGUGACACCUAUAAUCCUGUUCCAGGAGUAAUGGAGGGAGUGCCCUCAGCUAACAACUAUCAAGGGGGGUUUGGAACCACACUAAUGGCUAAGGAUCUGGGACUCGCACAGAACACUGCAACAAAUACGAAGACUCCAGUUCCACUGGGUUCACUGGCUCAUCAGAUCUAUCGCAUGAUGUGUGCACGUGGUUAUGCCAGUAAGGACUUCUCCUCUGUCUUCCAGUUCCUGCGUGAAGAGGAGGGCCAGUAGGGGGUGACACCCACUAUUGUGGCCUAAGUCUACUCUUCUGCCUCACCAAGACCUGGCGUGAAAAAUGUUUGCAAAUAAUGCAACAGUGACCUGUGUGAUCUCCAAAUACUUCAAGUCUAUGAAGUCAAAUGAGUGAAAGAGUAGAACAUAGGACAUGAACCUAUAAAUUUAAAGAUGUUCAGUCCUUGUCUCUGGAAUCAUGUUACCUGUUUGGGCCUGUCCUUUUCAAACCAUGUUCCCAUGUUUAACCCUUGAAACUGUGAAUCUGAGGCAGUAGUUACGUUUGUUUGUUAAUCAGAUUCUGUAGCAUUGUGUCUUUUAGUCUGACUUUCAGUAACAUAUGUGGUCAUGUUGGAAUUGCUGUUAUGGUUUCAGCUGAAUGAACUGGCACAGCUGCAAGGAGGAAGUGACACUUUUAGAUUUUAUUAAAAAAAACACUCCUUUGCUUGCGCUAGCUAAGACACAGUUUCAUAGCACUUACUCCUUUUUUUUGUUUUAAUAGAUAAUAGAUGUUUUUCUAGUUUUAUUUUCAGAGUAAUUGCUGUCAUGUUUAACAGGUUUGCAGUGAGGUCUACAUGUCAUAAAUCUUAUGUCUCUCCUCUGAAAUUAAAGCAGAAAAAUGUGUCCUGACAGUGAAAGCUGGUUUCCUCCAGGUGACGCUUGAAUUCCAGUCUAGCACACUCACUAAUGAACGCCAAAUUAUCCUGUUCUCAUAUUUUCUAUGAUUUCUGCUGUUCGGUCAGUGUCUUAUCUUGUAUUAUGUUCUGAUGUGAUUUGGACAGAGUAAAAAUUAUAUCUGAACAUGUAUUCAUCAGCGGUUCUCUAUGCUUGGUGAUUUUUGUGAUUUCUGUGUCAAUACAGGUAAAUUUUUCGUGU